Lotus japonicus is the source of this 1553-nucleotide messenger RNA. RefSeq lists its product as uncharacterized. NCBI's taxonomy places the organism in Eukaryota, Viridiplantae, Streptophyta, Magnoliopsida, Fabales, Fabaceae. Bases 225 to 1301 code for a protein of 358 amino acids. The record is from RefSeq and is a predicted model, not a curated record. The transcript is spliced from 7 exons.
GAAGCCCAACGAUUUUUGGUAAUAUAGAUUCGUCCCUGUUGGUGGAUGGUACCUUCCUUCCACAGAAUUCUGGAACAAGAGAAAUCUUCAUAAAUCCUUCUCUCCAAUUUCUUGUGUACCUGAUAAUCGAUCACAGUUCGUCGACGAUCCUUUCCGCUUCUCCAUCUCUACUCUCCUGUCUAUUUCCUCUCAGUUAAAACUGCACAAGGAGUUAGAUAGACAGAAUGCAAGGACGCAGAGGUGGCAGGGAUCCUUUCUCCGACUUUGGUGACCCUUUUGGUGGUUUUGGAGGCUUUGGUUCCUUUGGACCUCCCAGGAGUUUAAUCUCAAACUUCUUUGGGGGAAGGGAUCCAUUUGAGGACCCUUUCUUCACCCGUGCUUUAGGGGGGAUGUUCGAGUCUAGUCCCUUUGGUGGUCCUGCUGGAUUUCCUUUUCCCCCGAAUAUGCAGCCAUCUGGGUUUCUUGCGCAUCAACCUCCAGAGCCUAGUAGGGGAAGGGGCCCGAUCAUUGAGGAAUUGAACUCUGAUGAUGAAAAUGAGGAAGCAAAGGAAGUGAAGAAAGACAAUCCAAGAAAACAUAGUAGAUCAGAAAAUGAACCCUUUGUUGAACAUCCAGAUGGUGGACUUGAAGGGAAGAAGAGCAGACAUUUGCAGGGUAGACAUGAUUACAACAGGUUCAAUAUGGAGCUGCAGCCGCAGCCUCAGCCUCAGCCUCAAACUCACAGCUUCUCCUUUCAGAGCUCAACAGUCAGCUAUGGUGGUGCAAAUGGAGCAUAUUAUACUUCAUUGAGGACAAGGAGGAGCGGGAGUGAUGGAGUGACCUUUGAAGAGAGCAAGGAGGCUGAUAGCUCGACAAGGCAAGCUUCUCACAGAAUUUCUAGAGGCCUGCACGGAAAGGUUUUCAUAUACCAUUCCCUUUGCUUUGGUAGCAAUUGUGUAUUUAAUUGGUUUGAUUUCAGGGGACAUUCCCUCGCAAGAAAACUCAACUCAGAUGGUAAGGUGGAUACUAUGCAGACUUUGCACAAUCUAAACGAAGAUGAACUUGUUGGAUUUGAAGAAGAAUGGAAAGGAAAGGGUCAAAAGUACUUGCCUGGAUGGGUUGGUAGUAUUGGAGCUGAUCAUAGUGGACAAGCUCAGCAGGCCCGGCAGGGAGGUUGGAUGCUCCCUUCUCCGGAGCACUCUCAUCCUGGUGGGUCGACUGAAGCUAGGGGAAAAGUCGGUUCUUCCCCCUCACAGGAGAGGAUAAGGACAGAUUCAAGAGAUAAGGGUUUGUAUCAUCCAAGAGAGCAGAGGCGAAAUUAAGGCACCAUUGUUGCUGUCUCGCCCUUUCAAGUUGUUGCCUCUUAAGUGUGUUUCUUCCUUGCUUUCCUAUUAUGUGUAUGGUGAUUUUGGCCUUAGGUGUUAUGCCUUUGGUAGGCUGGAUUUGAACACUGAGAUCAUAAUAGUGAUGCUAGUAUCUAAGGCAUGUACAUUCUCAUACUAUGACCUCCUUGUAUAACAAACUUAGUAGUUUACAUUUACUGCCAUUUAUACUGCGUGAGGGAUUUAGUUGUC